Molecule: messenger RNA, 1127 nt
Organism: Pelagomonas calceolata
Lineage: Eukaryota; Pelagophyceae; Pelagomonadales; Pelagomonadaceae
Source: the annotation of a GenBank genome assembly
ACGCCGCCGCUCGCGCGCCUGAAGGCGGUGAACGACUGGUUCCACGGCGGCCCGGCGCCCAAGUUCUGGCGCGUGCGGCCCGGCGUGCCGGCGACGAGCAUGUGGUGGGUGCCGCCGCGAGCGUUCGCCGACUCGCGACGCAUCGCCGGCCACUGGCAGAAGGAAGUCAACGCGUCGGCCUUCGCGUAUAGAGGAGAGACCUACGACGUCGUCGUCAAGGCCCUCAACGAGGGCCACACGCGCCACGGCCAGGACCUGCGGUCGCGCGCCGCGGUGCUCUUCGAAAUUCUGUACUUGGAAGUGCUCCGGGGCGAGCCGGGCGUGCCCGAGCUGUACGGCGGCUGGCGCACGGAGCAUGGGCUGGUCUGGGUCGUGCAGCACGCCGGCGAGAUCGUCGGCCAGGGCAAGGACCGCGCCGGAAGGUUGUCCACGCUGAGCGACGCGUAUCAACAGGCGUGCCGCGACCGCCCUCUGGACAUAGCGAGGGCCUGGUUCCGCUGUUUUCAGUCAAUCGUGGAGGGCGGCUUCGUGCUCACCGACUUCAAGAUCGACCAGUUCGCGUUCGACGGCGAUCGCCUGUGUGACAUUUUACUCGUCAGCCUCGAACUGAGAUUUGAUUUCACACAGGCGAGGACAUCUUUCUCGUCGACGGGCCGUCGCCGAACACCGGUCUAUUGGUCGACUUUCUGCGCGACAGCUACGCGGCGGACGACCCUUUGUUGAGAACGGGCCACCCGGAGGGCCUGGAGCGGCGCCGCGAAAAUCCCUACCUCGACACGCUAUUGCGAGACUUCCGGCCGGGGCGCGGCGGCGAAGUUUGUGAGCGGGGCUGCUCGUCGCGGACCUACUGGUGGCACGCCUGCGACGUCGACCAGCACACGCGCUGCGCCGGCAAUUUUACUGGCGCGCCGGAGUUGUCCCGAUGUAUCUCCAAUAGGUGCGGCGCCUUCGACGGCAGGGUGCACGUCUGGGACGCGGCGGCCCGGGAGUGGCUCCUGCCGCGCGUCGCCGCGCUCUCCGCGUCGAAGGCGGCCGCCGACGCGCUUCGAGCUAUGAUAAAGCGCAUGCUCGCGCCGGACCCAGAGAAACGGUCGACCUUCCCGGAGCUGCUAGAAGAAUUAACAUAG